AAUAUUGACGAUGAGUGCGAUCAACACGACAUAGCGUUUGUUAAAAUAGACGAUGUGGAAGUGUCAAAACGGUUUGGCAUCGAUUACCACGAAUUACCCACAUUGGUUUACUUUGAGAACAAAAUUCCAAACUUUUACCAAGGUGAUUUGAUGGUCGAGGAGGAAGUGCUCAAAUGGCUGAUCCAUCAGAAGAGCGCCGACGAGAUCGAGGACGUGUCGGACGUAGUGUUGGACAAUAUGAUAGACUCGUCCAGCUUUUUGGCCGUAUUAUUCUACGAUAGGGACGAUCCGAAAUCGCAGGAAGUGCUGAAGGAAUUGGAGAACAUCGACGACGAGUGCGACGAGAAGGGCAUACUAUUCGUGAAGAUCGACGACGACUCGGUGGCCAAAGGGUACGGCAUCGACGAC
Molecule: messenger RNA, 408 nt
Organism: Medioppia subpectinata
Lineage: Eukaryota; Metazoa; Arthropoda; Arachnida; Sarcoptiformes; Oppiidae
Source: the annotation of a GenBank genome assembly